This is a messenger RNA of Cydia fagiglandana, 1455 nucleotides long. RefSeq names its product facilitated trehalose transporter Tret1-like. Gene Ontology annotation, molecular function: transmembrane transporter activity. Gene Ontology annotation, biological process: transmembrane transport. Lineage: Eukaryota; Metazoa; Arthropoda; Insecta; Lepidoptera; Tortricidae. Gene Ontology annotation, cellular component: membrane. The record is from RefSeq and is a predicted model, not a curated record. The transcript is spliced from 3 exons. Bases 25 to 1455 code for a protein of 476 amino acids.
ACAUUUAUUGCUAAAGUGCUCAAAAUGGCAAUUGCAUUCAAACAGUAUUGGACAAUGUGCGGUAUUAUUUUGAAUUUGAUAACUAUUGGAUAUCAUCUGGGCUACACUACAAUUCUUCUUCGGGAUUUAAAGGCGCCUGGAUCAGAUAUAAAGCUGAGCUUAGAAGCAGAGUCAUGGGUGGUCUCUGCGAUCGCAAUAUCUUCUCUGCUAUCAGGGUUGAUGGUCGCACCCACCCUACAAAUACUUGGAAGGAAAUCAGCUCACAUAUCUGUUGUUCUUCCAAACCUCAUCGCGUGCCUGAUCCUGUACUUUGCUCAGAAUAUUACAGCGCUGGUUAUAGCCCGCUUGGCGUCUGGAUUCACAUUCGGGACAACAAUAUUCGUUGCUGCCAUCAUCAUCGGAGAAUACUCGAGUCCUGAGUAUAGAGGUGUAUUCCUCAAUGCAAAAUCAGCAAGUUACUCGUUAGGUGUAUUUUUGGUCCAUUGCGUUGGUAUAUUUUAUGACUGGAGAAUGACCGCCCUCAUAGGACUGAUACCCUCAGUGUUGUCUCUAAUAAACACAUUAACUUGGUCAGAAAGUCCGGCAUGGUUGGCUUAUAAAGGAAGAUAUGAAGCCUGCGAAGCCUCGUUUCAACAGUUAAGAGGAGACAGCUAUAGGGCUAAAGAAGAAUUGUUACUUUUAAUGGAAACGCAAAGGAAUCGGAGAUUGAGUAAAAUUAAAGGCAAAUCUAAAAUAAGCAGCUUUAGACAAAACCUAUCAAAACUUGGUAAGAAAGAUUUUAUAAGACCUUCAUUGAUCGUGUUGUUUGUUUUUGUUAUUUUAGAAUCUUCCGGUCGACAUUCAUUUUCAGCUUACGCUGUUCGAUUCAUGUCUGCCUUUACCACUAAUAAUACUAGUACUUUGUAUUACGUCCUGGCUGUGGAUGGUGUUGUAUGUAUUUGUGGAAUAUUAUCUUGUGUGAUCGUGAAAUUGUAUCGCCGUCGGACAAUAAUAUUUACGUCUGGCGGGUUGGCAUGUGUUUUGUUAGUAUCUAUUUGUGUGUAUUUGUACUUAAAAGCUAAAGGCAUAGCUCCUGAAGAUAGCAUCUGGUUGCCGUUAACACUAUUGUUUACGUAUCAUGUCGUUAUCAACCUUGGUGUUGCGCCAAUAAUUAUGGCAUUACUAGGCGAGGUAUAUCCUUUAGAACAUAAAGGUUUCGGGGCUGUGGUUUCGGGAGUAUUUUUCUCUGUAUCAGUGUUGGUAGCAUUGAAAGUAACACCUGCACUAAUCAAGAGUAUGGAAGUAUAUGGAACGUUUUUAGUGUAUUCAUUAUGCCUGGCGGGUUCUCUUGUAUACUUGUAUAUAUUCUUGCCGGAAACAGAAGGAAAGACUCUGCAAGAAAUAGAACAUCAUUUUAAUGGUGUUCCACUUACGUUGCAAAAUGAUACCGAAGAAAAGUUGUUAAACAGUAAAUAA